Molecule: messenger RNA, 3048 nt
Organism: Megalobrama amblycephala (Wuchang bream)
Lineage: Eukaryota; Metazoa; Chordata; Actinopteri; Cypriniformes; Xenocyprididae
Gene: kcnk1a
Product: potassium channel, subfamily K, member 1a
Exons: 3
Coding region: 209-1225 (338 amino acids)
Biological process (GO): stabilization of membrane potential; potassium ion transmembrane transport
Cellular component (GO): membrane
Molecular function (GO): potassium ion leak channel activity
Source: RefSeq, a predicted model, not a curated record
UGAAUAUUAACAAAACCUUUCGCAUAGUACGAUUAGUAAACGCCGCUCCUGGUCGUCCGUCACAUCAGCUCCGCAAUACCGACAGGAGGCAAACGGGAAAUUAUAACUAAAAGACAGCUGUAAGAGUUUAUUUAUUUGUAAGAAACGAGUGUAUUCCUGUUAUUGGACUACCUGUAUUAAUUAUUUCACCUAUUUUGCCGACAAGACAAUGCUUCAGUGUCUAUCGGGAAGUUCGUGUGUGCGUGUCAUAGAAGGUUACAAGUCUACGUGGUAUUUCUUGGUCCUGGUGCUGGCGUAUGUGGUGUAUCUGAUAUUCGGGGCUUUAGUGUUUUCCGCGGUGGAACUGCCGUAUGAAGAAGAGCUUCGACGAGAGCUUCGGACCGUGAAGCAGCAGUUUCUAGAGGAUAAUGAAUGUCUGUCCGAUGAAAGACUGGAGGAGUUUCUGGCCAGAGCGUUAGAGGCGAGUAAUUACGGUGUGUCGGUUCUCAAUAAUGCCACGACUAACUGGAACUGGGAUUUCACAUCUGCACUUUUCUUCGCCAGCACUGUGCUUUCCACGACAGGGUAUGGCCACAGCGUUCCUCUGUCGGAUGGCGGUAAGGCCUUCUGCAUCAUUUACUCAGUGGUGGGAAUCCCAUUCACCCUGCUGUUCCUGACUGCGGUGGUCCAGAGGAUCAUGGAGUUCAGUACCCGCAGGCCCGUGGAGUACCUGCACCGGCGCUGGGGCAUGUCCAAACCUCUGCUGGGUGCCCUGCACGCUUCCUUGCUGGCCAUUAUUACCAUCUCCUGCUUCUUCCUUAUACCUGCCAUCAUCUUCUCAGUACUGGAGGAGGAGUGGAAUUUCCUAGAGUCCUUCUAUUUCUGCUUCAUCUCUCUUAGUACUAUUGGCUUGGGUGACUAUGUACCAGGAGAAGGCUACCACCAGAGGUUCAGAGAACUCUAUAAAUUGGGCAUUACCUUCUAUCUGAUAUUGGGCUUGAUCGCGAUGUUGGUGGUUCUGGAAACCUUCUGUGAACUUCAGCACCUGAAGAAGCUCAGGAAGAUCUUCUACCUAAAGAAACAAAAAACAGAGGACCAGCUUAACAUCGUGGAUCAUGAUCACCUCUCCUUUGCUUCUGUGUCUGACCAGGCAGCCUCAUUUAGAGAGGAUAAGACUGAUCUGUUUCCUGAUGACAUAGUCUCCACCUCACCUACUGCUACCUCUAAUGGACCAAUGGACCACUGAGGCAACCUGAAAUUCCAUUUUUGGAACCCGACACGUUAAUGUUUGCGAAGCAUCUCCACUAAGAGUGUAAAUGUAUUGUUAGUGUACUCUGCUGUCAAGUUAGCUGAAACCUACCAUAGAUAUGAAUACUUGAAACACCGGCUGAAGGUAAGUUAGAGUACUGUGGAAAAUGAUUGUAUGAGUUCGUAGGAUAAUACAUAAUAUCAGAUGACAUCAUUCUUCAUUCAGCUACUGAACUGAAAAACAUUUUGUUACCAGGGUGUGUGUGUGUGUGUGUGUGUGUGUGUGUGUACACAUGUUUUUCUGUCCUGUUGGGGGCUUCAACCUGAAUGCACAUUGACUCAUGGAGACUUGUGUCAUGGGGAAACAAGCUUAUAGAAUGAGUUUUUUUGAAAAUGUUAAAAUGCAGAAAAUUUUCUGUGAUGGGUAGGUUUAGGGGUGGGGUUAGUGUAAGGGGAUAGAAUAUACAGUUUGUUCAGUAUAAAAACCAUUACGUCAGUGGAGAGUCCCCACAAGGAUAGUAAACCAGUGUGUGUGUGUGUGUGUGUAUGUAAAAGAUAAAUCCAUCCAUGAAUUCUGAAAAUAAAUAGUUAACUGGUAAGUGGUCAUAGACUAGCUGUACAUAUUCCAUGUACUCUUCUUAUUAGGUGACUUAAAAGGAAUCCAUGUCCUGUAUUAUAUAAUAAUGUAAAUUAUGUUUUCUGGUUAUAAUAAUUUGAAGAAUUGCUUAAGCCUGGAAUAUACUACUCAUCUUUUGUACAUAUUUUCCCCCGAUUUGCAGUCUGGACAAGUCAACGCUACACUCUUAAAAAUAAAGGUUCUUUAUUGGCAUUGACGGUUCCAUAAAGAACCUUUAACAUCCAUGGAAACUUUCCACUGCACAAAAGUUUCUUUAUAGUGGGAAAAGGUUUUUUAGAUUUUUAAAAUGUUAUUCACACUAAGAAAAACCAGUUCUUUUAUGAACUAUCUACUAAAAUUGUUCUUCUAUGGCAUUGCUGUGACCCUUUUAGAACAUUUAUUUUAAAAGUCUGAGCCAGUUUACCAAUUUUAGGCAGUCAGUAGAGAGAUUAAGCAGAAAAUCACAUAGUGUAUAACAGGAGCAGAUUUUUUUAGCUUCAGACUAUGAUUCCAUCCAGUCAGAGGAUAUCAAACAUGUUAUCAAACUAUUGUUUUCAUUUGUCAGCAACAAGGCGCACAAUUGUGCAUAAUUCUGUGUUCAUAACUUGAAAGUCUUGUAGUGUUUGAUCCUCAAUCGUUUACUGUAAAGGUUGUGUAGUGUAUUCCAGCCUGAACCCUAUUCAAAGUCUGCAAGUGUACGAUGCCUAGUGUUUUUUUUUUUGUGUUUUUUUUGCUUUUUUUUUUUGGACAUGGGCAGGUCCCUGGUGAAGUUUUUUUCUACCAUUCCAUAACUCAUAAAGGGAAUUUAAAAUAUAUUUUUAGUAGAGGCAUCAGACAAUCAAAAAGCUGUAUAAUUAAUUUCUCCAAUGAAGGGAUUUUUUUGCCUUUAGUCAUGUUGGCUCUUCUGAAGCCAUUCUUUUUGUUGCAGUAGGCACUGUCCACCACCUAAGGGUGCUGUAGUGCAUCGAGUGCCAUUACUGUUGUAUUGUAAGCAAAGAACAGAAGUCACAUCAGUGCAUCAGUAUGCUCUUAUGUGCGACUGGGUAUAUUGCUGAAGGAAAUAAAUCUUAUUUUAUCAUUAAUUUAUGGUUUUCAGUUUUAUAUUUCGAAUUUUAUUGCACAUGCCUAAUAAUGCUGAAAGUUGUGCAUUUAUUGUAUGUUUCAAGACGCACUUUAACAAAACAGAAUAAACUGGUUGUAGAUAA